Messenger RNA from Nematostella vectensis (starlet sea anemone), 1971 nucleotides. RefSeq names its product charged multivesicular body protein 7. Gene Ontology annotation, biological process: late endosome to vacuole transport via multivesicular body sorting pathway; vesicle budding from membrane. The record is from RefSeq and is a predicted model, not a curated record. The transcript is spliced from 11 exons. The coding region runs from base 153 to 1583 and encodes 476 amino acids. Lineage: Eukaryota; Metazoa; Cnidaria; Anthozoa; Actiniaria; Edwardsiidae. Gene Ontology annotation, cellular component: cytoplasmic side of plasma membrane; multivesicular body; ESCRT III complex.
GGAGAUGGCGUCUUCUCGCUCCUACAAUACAGAGAAAUUAAGAACACAAUACCCCCCUUAUAUUUAUAUAUCACUCACACAACUGGGGUUGUGGUGUCCCCCCAGGGCCCGUGUUUCGACACUUGUUUGGAUGGUACACUUUACCAUCAUAUAUGAAGAACCUUGCCGAACUACGACCGCAAAGCUGGUCAAUUGCGGGCUCAAAUCUCAAAAUGGCGGCAAAGACAACAGAUAUGUCUUUCGUUCCUACAGAUUGGGAAGAUGAUGAUCGAAUGAAUUUUAUGUUUUCCGCGUUUCCUGAAAACAGAAAUGUCAACCCCAAACACUGGGACAGCAAGCUGAACUUUUGGACGACAGCAGUGUGCGAAAUGUGUCAAUCUCGUGGAGAAUUUUGCACCGACUUGAAUACUCUUCGACAACGAUUCACAAGAAACGGACAUGUACCUCUUGGGCUUAAAAUCGUGCUAAGGGAAAUGCUAAGAACACAGAAAUUACAAACAGUAGAAGAUAUACAGAGCCAUGUAAAUGACGACUGGUUGUCAUGGUCGUAUGGGUACAUGAGGAAGUCAUUUUCUUGGACAGUCGGGACAAUGUUAUGGGGCGGAAACGAAAGUGAUAGAAUAUUAGACAACCAGAACUUUGUCCUUACACAAGAACUACAGGAGAAAGCAGAUUUAUUACUGAAAAUGCAUCACAAAGCAGUUGAACAUGAGGCCACUGAUCAUGUGGUCCCUUGGAAUGUACUUAAAAUGAGAUGUUCCUCUGCUGGACUGCUGUUCUCGGACAUGCACCUGGAAAUAGUCUUGUGCCACCUACAAAGACAAAGAAUGGUUUUUGUUCACAGUACAAAAGAGGGAGAGAAGGUUAUUAAAUUCUGCAAGAAAAACCAGAGUAAAGUUGUUGUUAUAACGGACACAGAUCUGGAUAUUAUGAGACUUAAGAAAAUGGUUGCAGUGCUUACUUUGCAAGUGAAAAAGUUAUCAAAAAACAUUGAAAGUUGCAGAGAAAAAGCUAAAGAAUGUGUAAAUCAGGGACUUCGAAAAUCGGCAUUAGCAAUUCUUAAAAAGAAGGAAUCCUAUCAAAAGUCGCUAGACAGAACAACUGGUAGCCUACUCACUCUAGAGGAAUUAUUACACAGGAUACAAGAAUCAGAGACAGAUAAGAGGAUUGUUGAAACCCUCAAGUCUGGCUCUUCUGCUCUCAGAGCCAUCCAAGAAGGAAUGAAUGCAAGUGAUGUUGAUAAAGUGCUAAUGGAUGUUGAGGGGACUUUAGAGGAUGCUGAGAAUAUACAACAGUCUCUUGCUCAGGGUAAUAAAGCCAUAUCAGACCAGACAGGAGGGGACGACAUGGAGGAACUUGAGCGUGAGCUGGAAGCACUCUCUCUCAGUGUCAAAGCACAAGAAGAACCAGAAGAGAAGUUUAAGAAUUCCCUUGGAGCAGAGACAAGAUUACCACAAUACCAUGCAAUGGAUGACAACGCACUAUUUGGAACCCAACUCCCGUCAGUCCCCUUACACAGCCCAACAAGUUCUUCUAGUAAUAUAACAACAGUUCAGAAAAAAGCUGCCCUUCUGGCUGAAUAAAUAUCUCCCAGCUAGCUGCUAGGCUUAUUUUUAGAUUUAAUAUAUAUUUAAUAAUAUGUUCUGCGCUGUCUUCAGGCCUUGUUGUUUUAAGGGCAAUUGUUUCUGCAAGUUGUAUCUCAGGUUGCAGAAACAUGACACUCAUGGCAAUUUCCUUCGCAACUUUGCAUAAAGUAGAAACCAUUUUUACAGCAUUGUAAGUUGCAGGAAAUAUUGCCUUAUAAUGUAAUUUGUAUGUACUUUUUUUUUUCAAAAGAGUUACUAGAUUAACGGAAAAUUCUAGAUAUUAAAGUCUCUCUUGAUGUAUACUUGUUUUCAUUUUUUAAUCAUUUGUGUUGAUUUUGCUUGAAGUCUAUCUGUCAAGGAAAUAAAUGAUAAUACCUUUCUGGUG